AUUUUAAUGUGGCAUAUUUUAGACAUAUGUUGGCUGUGCAGCGUAUUGCAAUCUAGUUGUGUAAUUUACCCCUAGAGACCGGAGACUAUUAAUAUAUUUGCAUUUUUUCUUAAGAAAUGAUUACAAGCGCCACUGACCCGCUUGUGAGUCAUUCAACUGAUAAAAAUGAGCGUUCUGCAAUCUGAUAGGCCGGCCACUGCUCAUGCACAUAGAGCCACCGUCUGGUUACAAAAUUGGUUCAUUCACAGCAGUAGAUAUUUUUAGGGCCUUUCUAGGAGGGAGGAGGUGAAACAGCUGACACCUUUGAGAAUUAUAGUCCCAUACUGUAUGCCCCUGGCAGGAUAUUGCCGUCAAUGCCAAGGGUUGUAUACAAUGCAGAUUAAUUUAAAGGAGAGUCUACUUGGCUAUAGGACAUAGUUAUCUAUUAAAUUACCUUUUUAAAAGCAAUUUUUACGUUCCGGCGUCCAAAAAAAUGUUCAGAUAUUUUGCGGUGCAUCAUUAAGCGUUUUGGUCGCGGAACAGCAGCUGCCUCAUAACCAAGACAACCGAUAGCGAGAUCUCUUCAUCAAGUAGAAUAUUACGCUCAGCGCACUCUGCUUGCUAAAUCAUCGAGUUGAAAACGACGGGCGAGGAAAACACCAAUAGCCUAUUUGAGAUGGCGAAAGCAGACCAGCGCUUCGGCCAGAGAGACGGCUCAGACCAGAACUUUGACUACAUGUUCAAGCUCCUCAUCAUUGGCAACAGCAGUGUCGGUAAGACCAGCUUCCUGUUCCGCUACGCCGACGACUCCUUCAGCAACUCAUUUGUGAGCACGGUGGGGAUCGAUUUUAAAGUCAAAACGGUCUACAGGAAUGAGAAGAGGGUGAAGCUGCAGAUAUGGGAUACUGCAGGGCAGGAGAGGUACAGGACUAUCACCACUGCUUACUACCGUGGAGCCAUGGGCUUCAUCCUCAUGUAUGACAUCACCAACGAGGAGUCCUUCAACGCUGUGCAGGACUGGGCCACUCAGAUCAAAACCUACUCCUGGGAUAAUGCUCAGGUGAUCAUGGUGGGCAACAAGUGUGACAUGGAUGAGGAGAGGGUGGUGCCCCCUGAGAAGGGCAAACAUCUGUCCGAGCAAUUAGGGUUUGAGUACUACGAAGCCAGCGCCAAGGAGAACAUCAACGUGCGGCAGGUCUUCGAGCGCCUGGUCGACAUCAUCUGUGUGAAGAUGUCAGAGCGUGUAGACGUGGAACCACCCAUGGCGCCAGGCACCAAGACGACCAGACUGACCGACAAGCCUCCCCAGCUGCCUCAGAAGUGCUGCUGAUUCACCAGGAAGUUCUCUCAUUCCACAACUGUCCCUUCGUUCUCUACUAUCACCCUGUCACUCUCACACUUCUGCAGUUCCCCCAAACUGUCCAUAAGGCCUGUUUGUCACUUUGUAUCAGCCUGAAGGAAGGUGAGCACUACACAUCUGUUAUUACUAGGACAACUGCUACUACUAUUAUCUAGUAUUGAUUGCACCCUUAAUGUCACCUUUGACCUUCAGAUUCCGAGGACAGGGAACUCCAAGCAGAGUAAACAGGUAGCACUGCACUGCCUUUCUCCUUGAAAAAGUGUGGAUUCAUAGCACAAUAGACACACAACCAUAGCUCUUAACAUCACAUGUUUACAGGUUAGAUAUAGCUUUGUCAGCUGCAUAAUGUGAAGUUCAGGCGUUUACACCUUUUGUCUAAUGUGUAUUGACAGGGACCAGCUGCCUCUUGUGGAGUGAAAUAGGUUAUAACUUCUCUUAUUAAGUCUAUUUUGCCCACAAAGUUUGCCCACAAAGACAUAAAUUGCAACUGCCACUCUUAAAAUGCAUAUUAUAUAGUAAAUCAGGGUGUUUUGACUCUUUUGACGGACUCACAAGUUCAGUGAAGAGGAUGCUUAUUCCUUACCCCCCGCUAAUGUAGCUAUGUGGCUUCGUUGUUUACAGUGUUUAUUUUCACAAACGUGUUUAAAAAGCAAACGUUAUAUUGUGUAUGACAUAAUAUUGACUGUUUGGUUGUGAGUUUUGUGCAGUAUCUUUGACAUGUGCGUUACAUGUUGAUAAUGUCAGCCAACAUACAUGUACAUUUAAUUCGUGAAUGGAAAGAAGUAGAAACGUAAAAAUAAAAUAAAAAUAAUAGUGCUACAAACUGGAUUUAAUAUUGACUGUAAUUGUGACAGCAAAUGUGAAUAUAUUCUGCCAAAUCUCUAUAGAUAUUUAACUGUAAUUUCCCAUCAUGUGUAUUUUAUG
This is a messenger RNA of Hypomesus transpacificus, 2263 nucleotides long. It is a transcript of the gene rab3b, whose product is annotated as RAB3B, member RAS oncogene family. Gene Ontology annotation, biological process: regulation of exocytosis; protein localization to plasma membrane; protein secretion. Bases 656 to 1309 code for a protein of 217 amino acids. NCBI's taxonomy places the organism in Eukaryota, Metazoa, Chordata, Actinopteri, Osmeriformes, Osmeridae. The transcript has 5 exons. The record is from RefSeq and is a predicted model, not a curated record. Gene Ontology annotation, cellular component: endosome; plasma membrane; synaptic vesicle. Gene Ontology annotation, molecular function: GTP binding; GTPase activity.